AUGGAGUUCCGUCCCCCGGUUGGACUACUCAUCCCUGGAUGUGGGUUAGUACCUGGAAAUCCUGCGUACCAGCCAAACAAUCCCCCGGUUGGAUUGUUUUCCCCGGCAGUAGUUGCUCUUGGAAGCGUUCGAGCAGAGUACGAGCUCAAAUUGUUCCAUCCGUAG
This is a messenger RNA of Prunus armeniaca (apricot), 165 nucleotides long. NCBI's taxonomy places the organism in Eukaryota, Viridiplantae, Streptophyta, Magnoliopsida, Rosales, Rosaceae. The record is from the annotation of a GenBank genome assembly.